Molecule: messenger RNA, 3843 nt
Organism: Engraulis encrasicolus (European anchovy)
Lineage: Eukaryota; Metazoa; Chordata; Actinopteri; Clupeiformes; Engraulidae
Gene: ccdc61
Product: coiled-coil domain containing 61
Exons: 13
Coding region: 535-2085 (516 amino acids)
Source: RefSeq, a predicted model, not a curated record
GUAACUUCUGUUAUUUAUUUUUGUAUCCCAAGUAUUUGAAAAGGGCUAAGCUUUAAGAUUUUGAACGCAUUAUAAUUCCACGUUGCCUUUUUAAACUGCGCUCUGAGGACUACACAUCUGACUCCUAUAGGCCUAUUUUAAAUGCUGUCAGUGAAGUAAUAUCAGUUUUUUUUUUAAAGUGACAUGAAGUCUCACAAGGAGCACACUGUUCACAGUGAAAUUAAAAACGGUAUACUAGUGCCGUGCAGUCAGAAAGUAGGGUAGACUAGCUCUGAUGUAAAUCCCUGUGGAAAAGGGACACAGUUGGCACUAGGCUGCUUGUCACAGAUUGCUGUUCAGUUCGUUGUUUUUCUCGAAGGACAUUUAAGCAGCUGCGUCCCUUGGCAACAAACCCCCGAGCUGCUACCACUGACUCCCGGUCAAAUGCGGAUUGCUCUCUCGACGUUCUCCACCGCUGUUUUUCUACACAGGACUAAACGGCUGAGCUGAUCCUAAAUCAGUUUAGGGGAUUUUGCAGCACCUGCAGGAAUAGCCAUGGAAGGGGGACUAGUUGUGCAGGAAGACAUGAAGUUUCGUGGCGCGGAGGUCUCUGUGAAGAUGGAGCUGGAGGAAAGUUUGCUGACUGUGGAGAUUUCAGACGUGCUGACCGCUGAUCAGUGGAGAGGAGAGUUUGAUGCAGCCUAUAUUGAGGACCUCACACGCAAGACUGGCAACUUCAAACAGUUUCCCAUCUUCUGCAGCAUGUUGGAGUCUGCUGUCAGUAAGAAAAGCGAGUCUGUUACACUGGACCUGUUGACCUACGCCGACCUGGAGCUGCUCCGGAACCGCAAGGCCGGCGUAGUGAGCCGCCCCCGCGGCCAGCAGCAGUCCUCCGGCCUCAGCGCCAAGCGCUACCUCAUCCUCAUCUACACCGUCGAGUUCGACAGGAUACACUACCCCUUGCCCCUGCCGUACAUGGGGAAGCCAAACCCUGCUGCUCUACAGAAGGAGAUCCGAUCCCUGCGUGCUGAACUAAACGCACUUUAUAACAGAGGAGACGCCAGACCAUCAGACUAUGAGACACGUCGACUACGAGCAGAGCUGGCAUUGGUGAGGGAAGAGAAGGAUGCAUUGGCCAAAGCUCUGGAGCGGCUGCAGGUGGUGGGAUCCUCCUCCACGCCUGGCGGUGGCGCCAGAGGCAUGCGGGAUGUGGUGCGCAACCUGGAGGAGCAGCUGCUGAGGGAGAGGGCCAAGAGCCAGCGCUCGGCCAGCAAGAGGGGACAGGAGCAGCGCGUCCUCGUCGAUCAGUUGGAGGAACUAAGGGCUUCAGAGCGAUCACUCAGGAUUCGAGUGAAAAGCCUGACAAACGAGUUGUGUCUUUUGCGCCGUGGGAGGGUGACCCCCUUGUCGGGGUCACGGGGGGACGCGUCAGACAUCGGCGGCCACCGCUCCUCGUCCAGGGAGCGCAACAGCGUGAGUCGCAUCGUCAUGAGGGCCCGCUCCGGCUCUCGGGAGAGGAUGGAUGACGGCAGGGGGCGCAGGUCGGAGGAGAGGGGCAGGAGGGCCGACUCCACAGGGCCGCGCUCCUACAUCGCAAGGAACUCCCCCUCACCCUCAGGAUCGAGGGCUCCCAGGUUUGACCCCACAGCGUAUAUCCAGGACCGCCAACGCCGGCAGAGAGAGGCCGACCUGAAGAAUCAAAGGAAGGUGCGGCGAGACAUGCUGGCGUCGCCUUCCCUGGUGGAGCGGGGGCGUUCGCGCUCGCGGGAGCUGUGCCCACAGCUGGUGCGCACGGGCAGCGGCGGGGGGCGGGGCCGGAGCCUGUCCCUGGAGAGUCGGCGCAGCCAGCGGUCCUCCGGGAGCUCCGUCACAGAGCUGGACGAGCUGGCCAAGCCCCUGCCAACACGGGGGAGAAAGCCUAUCUACAAUGGCCCUACCACAACCCGAGGCAGACAUCUGAUCAAAAAGCCUGUAUGUAGCACUCCCACCCGCAGAGCCAGGACCAACGACAGAGAGACGUCCAUAGACGGAGCGGACCUGUCUGAGAUAGACGCUCGUCUGCAGGCUCUGCAGGACUAUAUGCGGGAACUGGACACAGGCCACUAAUGCAACUGCUGCCCUGCCCUCAUGCCAGCACUCUCCUCUCGGCACACUGGACACUGCUGCCCUGAUGCAAGCACUCUCCUCGCUCGCCUCUGACUGCAGCUGCAUGCAGGGAGUAUUCUGAUUUCAAGCAUAAUAUCGUCAGUGUCAUCGGUUUUAAAGUGACACUGCAUAAUUUCUGGAAUAAGCGUAUUUUACACCUCCCCUUGAGUUAAAUGAUUGAAGCUUUCCUUGUUUCUCCUGUAUUUCCCAGUCGUUCUUGGAUUCUGGCAGCACAAAUUAUACCUCCACGCUAGCAUAAGUAAUUGAAUCGUUUGUGACCCCUUACGAUUGAAUGAUAAUUGAAAGUUGGAACUAGAGGUACUAUCACCAGAUUGAGAGAAUGUCUGGAAGAAUAGGAGAAUGGUCAAAUUCAAUUACUUAACUAAAGGGGCGGUUCAAAAUGAGCUCAUUUCCAGAAAUGCUGAAGUAUGCCUUUAAAAGAAGUUCUGGAAUAGUCCGUUUCCAUGUGUGGAAGAGUGCUGCUCUACCAGAAUCCCCUCGGAACACAGCCACAUUCAGAAUGAAUGAAGAAUUUACAUGGCUGGUGCACAAACCGAAUACUGCCACCAUUCCGUCUUGAUAUCGGAAUAUUCCCCGCAUGUAACUGCAGUCAUUGGUGAGGAUGCCCCCCCUGUGCACCAAACUACUGUGUGAAGAUGACUCAAAGGGACCAUGGGUCCAACUCAAUAUCUAAUCUCCUGUCCUCCCCUUUGACUCAUGUGGCCUCGUGACGCGAGGCAAGACAAGACAAGACAUCAUUGGCGAUAGAAGUUUUAUUCAAUAUCUAGCAAAAGCACAAUUCAAAUAUCGUUUUCUCAUUUGCAAUCAGGAUGUUGAAUGGGAAAAAGUCCCCCAAAAGUUGUGCCUAGGCUGACAGUGGGGGAACUUUGUUUCGGUCACGGAUGUGGGCCGUCAGCGAAACACAGGGUCACAAGGAGAGGACGGGAAGUUAGAUAUUGCGUUGGACCCCAAGACACUUACUGUUAAUACCUCUUGGUAUAUUUUUUACAUGUAUGUGUAACAGAUGCCAACUAGCGGCUGUAAAACGUCAUAUCUGGUUGUCCUAAGAUUCAUAUCUUGUUUUUUGUUGUUUUUACAUGUCCUGAGAAGGGUUGUUGUACUGUGUACCUAUUUUUUGUCCACAUGAAGUUAUCCCUGGAGCUGGACUCUUGCUUUACGAUUAGGAAAUGCACGUUAGGAACUAUACCAAACAUCUUCUAGUAGAGUAAGAUAAAUCAAGCCUGUACUUUUCCGGGAUCCAUUUUAUGUCAGGUGAACGCCCCUUUAGGAGACUUUAGGUUGAGAAUAAAUGGAGUCCCCUUAGCGCUGUGGAUGGCCAUAGCGCGUAUCUUAUGCAAGCCGCCACCAAACGUCACAGAAAGAGAAGAAGGAGGGGACAAUGCCCCCUUUGAGGACCAAACUUGAGCACACUAGGCGAGGUUUGAUUGAUCUUGCUGUACUAGAGGAUUUUUGACUAUACCACUGUUGCCAUGGGCGGCCUUCAGAGUAAGGGACCGUGUUUCAUUGCCCUCCCCGAAGCCUGACCUCAGGAUUUGCCAACGAAGACAAUCCAUUCAAGCACACCAAGAACAUGGAUGGUCAAACCACCAUGAUCUGUUGUUUAACACUUUUUAUCUUGUAAAUACUUUAUUGUAUUUAACUGUUUCCGUUUUGCAUUGUCUGUGAACUAUUUUGAAAGAUGACGUUUUAUAUAAAUCA